AAAAUUCAGGAUUCAUUUUGAAAAGUGGAAGCACUGAACAGGAACAGAGCUAGCCAUAUGCGGUCAUCAGCUAGUACGACGUGACAAUUCAAAAUCUAAUAAUACUCUGUGAUACAAGUGUAAUUUGAAUGGGAGGUGCAGAGCUAACCUUCAAUGAAAACAAGAAACCCUCGUUGGUUUUCCAGGAGAGUCAGUGUCAACUCUGCAAGUACACUCUCCGAGACCCUCUUUCAGCCUCUUGCAGACAUCCAUCCUGCAAAAGUUGCCUGGCAGUCCUUUUCACCCGGGACCUCCCACCAAUUGACAAAGUACUGUGUCCAACAUGCAACUGUCUGCUCAAGCUAAAUGAGUUAAAGCCUGAUGUGGCAGCUCAAAAGAGGCUACAAAAGAUUAAGUCAUGCAAGUGUAAAAACUGUAGCUGGAAAGGGUCCUACACUGAUUAUAUUCAGAAUCAUGAGCGAAACUGUGGCGGAGUCACGCGCAUUCAAUGUAAGGUGUUGGGAUGCGGGAAAUGGCUGCCAGAGAAACGAGCGCUUGACGUCCAUCGAACAGACGAGUGGUGUCCCAUGAUACUUAUCAUGAAAGCAAGGCUAAACCAUGCAGAAAUUGUACAUCUCAGUAUGAGGGAAACCUGGGACUGGACAUGUGGGCUUGUCUUGAGAAGUGACAAAACGUCUGUCAGAGACUUAAUUGAGAGGUUGGUCACUGUCUUCAGUGCCCUUGAUCCUAAAGUACCAAUCACCCUUGAUAAUGAUGAAUAUGCAGCGAAUCAGACCAGUGAACCAGACUGUUCCAGUGAUUCAAUGUCUAAUGGCAGUAAUCAAUCUGAGAUUAGAUCAGAUGAGAGAAAGGACGUAAGACCUAGACAGAAUGGAAGCAGUGGAAAGACUAGCCCUGCUGAUGAAUGUGAUGGAGGAGAGUCCUUGAAAACUCUAUCAUCAUCAUCAGUUGCCUUCAGGUCGGAAGCAUCAGCAGCUACCAAUGGAUUCCUUUUAGGUUCUAGUGUUGGUGAUCUUGGAUCCGAGUCUAAGGGGUUUUCAGGAGCAGUCAGUGAGAAAGAUAUCUUGAGAAUAAUACAAACAGAAUGCAAAAAAUCAGAGAGAGACCUGGAAAGGAUAAAGAAGGAUACAAUGGAUGCACUGAAGAUAUCAGAGCAAUUGAAGAAUAUGCCUAAAGCUUUUGCAGCCAUCGCUGACAAGCAGGAGGUUUUUGAAUCGGUCUUGGCCACAUUCAACAAAGAUGUAAUGAGGGUUCAUAGUAGAUUAGACAAGCUAAAUCUAUCACCUAGCUUGAUGAAUCAAGGAAUGAGUGAGAAGCUACAGAAGAAAUACCAAGAGCUUGAGCGUGCUCUUUUAUCGCUUCGACAGGAUGGAACGAAAGUAGAAGAGCGAUUGCUGAGAUUAGAGACCUCUUAUAGUGGAGUCUAUCUUUGGCCUAUCCCAAAUUACUCAGAGAGGAAGAGAGAUGCCAUGAAUACAAACAUCAAAUCAAUCUAUUCACCACCCUUCUUCACAAGUCAGUAUGGUUAUAAGCUAUGUGGACGAGUGUUCCUGAUGGGAGAUGGGGUUGGAAAAGGUACACAUAUCUCACUGUUUCUCACGAUUAUGAGAGGCCCACAUGAUUCAGUGUUGCCCUGGCCGUUCAAAGAAAGAAUUACUUUCCAAUUAGUCAACCAAGAUGACCCAAUCAACAAGAGUAUCGUAGAGGCCUUCAGACCAGAUCCCGCAAGCUCUUCUUUUAAGAAACCAACGACGGAGAAGAACAUCGGAGCAGGAUGUCCGUUGUUUGCCAAGAUCCAGAUGAUUGAAGAUCCGAAGUCAGGAUUUGUCAGAGACAACACCAUUUAUUUGAAGAUCAUUUCUCAAACAUCAGAUGUCCCCGAGAUCAAGUAAAGCCAGAAGCAGUUUGAAAUAACAGAUCCCGUUGAAAUAAGAUCAGCCUACAAAACUGCCUGGGCUUCCUUUACUUUUGUGAAGAAAGUCCAGUGGAGACCCCAAGCAGUUGCGUUCGCGUCGCGGUCUCUGUUAUGUCUUACUUAAUGGAAAGGAAAGUGAUAAGCUUCUAAUUUAGAGAACUAAAAACAAAAAGUAUUAGACCUAGCCCCUAAGCAUACAUAGGACUAAUGAUCAAGACCUACAUACGAAAUACCGCUAGUUAAAAAUUGAUUGUUAGG
Messenger RNA from Lytechinus variegatus (green sea urchin), 2173 nucleotides. RefSeq names its product TNF receptor-associated factor 2-like. Gene Ontology annotation, cellular component: plasma membrane signaling receptor complex; cytoplasmic side of plasma membrane. The transcript is spliced from 6 exons. NCBI's taxonomy places the organism in Eukaryota, Metazoa, Echinodermata, Echinoidea, Temnopleuroida, Toxopneustidae. The record is from RefSeq and is a predicted model, not a curated record. Gene Ontology annotation, molecular function: tumor necrosis factor receptor binding; zinc ion binding; ubiquitin protein ligase binding. Bases 129 to 1892 code for a protein of 587 amino acids. Gene Ontology annotation, biological process: regulation of apoptotic process; regulation of canonical NF-kappaB signal transduction; protein K63-linked ubiquitination.